CAGUGGUAGAAAAUGGCGGUUAAAGUAUUCUCUCCUACAACUGCACUCUGAAGACGCCGUCAGCCCUAGCACCCAAGCAACGCUUAACGAUAAAUCGAUUCUUUUCCGUGUAACAAUAGGACAUUGUCCUGGUGGCAGUUUUUAGAUGGAUGCAAGAAAGAAGGGAAAACCUGUUUCGUCAGACAUUUCAUUCAUAGAUCUUGGUAUGGAUGACAACGCUGAGUCUGGAAUAUUGCCAAGAACUAAUGGUGAUGCCCUUGUAGUAGCUUUGCAGAAGAAGGAAACCUACAACAAUCUUGCUUCUCAAGCUGAAACUCGUCUUCCUAAAAUUCAUCAAACGAUGGCAAAACAUAAUAAUGAAACCACUGCUGAUAGGAGCACCCUUGACCUACGGAACCUUGUCAUUUCUCAGUUGGACCCGAUGUUGAGCUCCGGAUCGAAGAGUGACGUUUGUACAUUAAAAGCGAAAGCUUGGAAAAAAUUGAAACUAAAGAGUUCUGAGAGGAGGAGCGUUUUUAGUGGUUCAUGCAGUAGGCAGCAGCCCCAGGUUACAGGUGGAGGCGGCAAAACAGCUAAGGUGGACACUGAAACAACUAACAGAACGUCUGAUGAGCAAUCACACAGGAUGGAGUUGGACGUGAUUGCCUGGGAAUUUAACAUUAGCUUUGCAGGUGUUUGCGUGAAAGUGAAAAUGGAACUACUAGACGAAAAGAAUAUGGCGGAUUUUCCAAAGCUGGAAAUACCCUCGAAAUUAUUAGUUUCGAAUAGAAUCAGUGCGGCAGAAGCUUUGAAUUAUUUCAAAAUAAGAAAGGCGGCAGAAGACGAAAUUUGUUUUACCAAGCUUUUGCCUGCAACAGGCAUUACUUUGGACGAUUACUUAGUAUUCUGUUACAUGCAUGAAAAGAAGGGAUUUACCGUUUUAAGGACGACAUAUGUUCCCGGUCCAGUAAAGCUUUUCUGUUUUAUUACUCUAGUCAAAGGAGACUGUUCCACAAUGGAAUUGGCAUCACUGUCACCUCACGUGAAAAUAUUAGUAGAAAGCCUGACCCAUGAUUUAUUGAUGGGCGUUAUUGUGUUAGCAAACAGGAAACUAGACACAAAUCAUGUCGAUGAUAAGUCUACCAAUAUGCUCCCAAAAAGACCUCAGAAAAUCCUGACUGUAGAAAAACCAUGGACUAAUCGGAUUCAACAAAUCUGCCCGCUACCGAAUGAAAUCGGAUCGAAAUCUGAAGCUUACCCUGUAACAGAAGAAACAAACACUGAUUUAUCAGGCCCUACGAAAAGCUCUGUUAAACGAUCAGCAUCUACAACCUUAAAACUCAGUUUACCUGCUUCAUCUUCGCUUCCCAAAUUACUACCAUCAUCUGCUUCAACCAAUCCGCUAAUCUCAGCAGCUUCGUCGUCUGACAGGGAAACGAUCAGCAAUAGUUCUACGAAACCGGAAAUCUUGUCCUCAUCCACAUUAGAGGGUGCUCGUAAGAGAGUCGCAAUGAAAUCCGAAGAUGGAGGGCCAAAUAAAAAACCCAGAGUAGAUGACGAGAUCGUGCGGUCCUUUUCGAGAAUCGCUUUGGCGGAUGCCUUAUGGAUUCCAAAAAGACCUCAGAAAAUCCUGACUGUAGAAAAACCAUGUACUAAUCGGAUUCAACAAAUCUGCCCGCUACCGAAUGAAAUCGGAUCGAAACCUGAAGCUUACCCUGUACCAGAAGAAACAAACACUGAUUUAUCAGGCCCUACGAAAAGCUCUGUUAAACGAUCAGCAUCUACAACCUUAAAACUCAGUUUACCUGCUUCAUCUUCGCUUCCCAAAUUACUACCAUCAUCUGCUUCAACCAAUCCGCUAAUCUCAGCAGCUUCGUCGUCUGUUCGUUGGCGUUCAACAUUCGUAGGUGAAAUGCUGGAAUUGUCUUCUCGUCCGAGGAAUCGUCCGAGGAAUCGCCGUCGUCCGAGGAAUCGCCGUCGUCCGAGGAAUCGUCGUCGUCCGAGGAAUCGUCGUCGUCCGAGGAAUCGUCGUCGUCCGAGGAAUCGCCGUCGUCCGAGGAAUCGCCGUCGUCCGAGGAAUCGCCGUCGUUCGAGGAAUCGCCGUCGUUCGAGGAAUCGUCGUCGUCCGAGGCUCGUCGUCGUCCAAGGAAUCGCCAGAGAACAACUAAGGAAGCGCUUUUGUACCUUUCCUUCCUUCUGGAUCCUUCGUCUUCGCGCUAAAGACAGAAACACGCAAUGUGUACCUGCUUGACAUUUUUUAAUGUUACGUUUCAAAAUUCUAUUCCAUUCCAUGUCGCUACCGUCGCAUCGUAAGCGAAUGCUCCGCUUUUUAAAAUGAUCACAGUAAUGCUUCUCUUUUAAAGUCAAGACCAGGAGCAUUUUUUUGGAAACGUAGAAAACAAAAUUGAUUUCCCAGUGAGUUUAGAUUUAGAUUUUGAAGUCUAUCUACAAUAUUCUUUUUAAAACUUACAAACUCGCAUUGCCUAUUCAAAAUUUCGUCAUUCAUUUUUCGUUGUUAUUAUCACAAUAUUUUUCCUGUUUAGUCAACUGGAGUAAUAUAUACAAAUUCUAUCGUA
This is a messenger RNA of Daphnia carinata, 2555 nucleotides long. RefSeq lists its product as uncharacterized. Lineage: Eukaryota; Metazoa; Arthropoda; Branchiopoda; Diplostraca; Daphniidae. The transcript is spliced from 8 exons. The record is from RefSeq and is a predicted model, not a curated record. Bases 146 to 2230 code for a protein of 694 amino acids.